AUGGUUGUCCACGACGGCCACGAGUAUCUCACCGAGGAGGAGAAGCGGUUGAAAGAGGACAGAGAGCGAACCAAGUACUGGAAGAAAUGGGGCCCGUAUGUUGCCGAAAGGCAGUGGGCGACAGUUCGAGAGGAUUACAGUGCCGACGGUGAUGCCUGGAGCCAUUUCCCUCACGAUCACGCCCGGUCUCGAACUUUCAGAUGGGGCGAGGACGGUAUUGCCGGUGUCUCGGAUACACAUGGAUUUCAGAACAUUGGCUUUGCCUUUUGGAACGAAGAAGAUCCCUUUUUGAAGGAGCGUCUUUUUGGACUGUCCAACCCGCAAGGAAAUCACGGCGAAAGUAUCAAAGAAGCCCAUUUCCAUGUUGAUAACACUCCUCACUCCUAUAUGAAGUUCCUUUACAAGUAUCCUCAGAAGCUGUUCCCUUAUGACGAUCUGAUCAAGGAGAACGCUCGGAGAACAAGACAAGACAAAGAGUACCAGCUUCUUGACACUGGAAUUUUCGAUGACAAUAGGUACUGGGACAUCUUCAUCGAAACAGCGAAAGAGACGGAUGAUCCAGAUGAACUCCUCUUCCGUGUAACUGCUUGGAACAGAGGACCUGAUCCAGCCCCGCUCCACAUCAUACCCCAUGUAUGGUUCCGGAACACUUGGAGCUGGGGUAGAGAGCCAGAAGACAAGAAGCCCAACAUCGCGGCCUACACCGAAGACUCCGCCAAGUCCAAGCACUGGAAGCUGGGAGAGAGAUAUUUCCUUCUUUCCCCUUCUCCUGGCGUUGGCUCGUCGGGAACAGACGUCAUGCCUCAGCUCAUGUUUACCGAGAAUGACACAAACUACGAGCGUCUUUAUGAACAGGAGAAUCCACAGCCCUAUGUGAAAGAUGCCUUCCACAGAUACAUUGUUGACGGAGAGAAAGGGGCCAUUAACCCUAACCAAACCGGCACAAAGUGCGCUGCCUGGUAUAACUUCAACGAAGACGGCGGUGUUAACCCUGGUGAAUGCGCUGUUGUUCGUUUCCGAUUCACCAAGCGAGAUGAGUCGUAUCUCGACGAAGAGGAAUUUGACGACCUCAUUGAAAAGCGGAGAGAGGAAGCAGAUGAAUUCUACUACCGACUUAGCCCUCUUCCUAUGACUGAGGAUCUGCGUAACAUCCAGAGACAAGCCUUUUCGGGCAUGAUGUGGACAAAGCAACACUACCACUUCAUUUGGGAUCAGUGGGCGAAGGGAGAUCCCGGAACCCUUCCUCCACCCGCCGACCGAAUGGGCAUACGCAAUCAACAGUGGAGGCAUAUGCAUUGCGACGAUAUCUUGUCAAUGCCAGACUCUUGGGAAUACCCAUUCUUUGCCGCUUGGGAUAGUGCCUUCCACUGCAUUCCCCUGGCAAUGAUUGACCCUGACUUUGCAAAGAAGCAGCUUGAUCUGUUCACCAGAGAAUGGUACUGCCACCCCAAUGGUCAAAUACCUGCAUAUGAAUGGAACUUUGGCGAUGUCAACCCCCCAGUCCACGCCUGGGCCACUUUCAGAACGUUCAAGAUUGAGAGAAAGCUGUACGGCCGCCAGGAUAUCGAUUUCCUUGAGCGAGUCUUUCAAAAGCUUCUACUCAACUUUACGUGGUGGGUAAACCGAAAAGAUGCAGACGGCAAAAACGUCUUUGAAGGUGGGUUCUUGGGACUCGAUAACAUCGGUCUGUUCAACCGCUCCGAGCCACUGCCCACGGGUGGUGUUCUUGAACAGGCUGACAGCACCGGCUGGAUGGCAUUCUACUGCCUUUCCAUGCUGAACAUUGCCCUUGAGCUUGCAAAGCAUCGUCGCAUCUAUGAGGAUAUUGCCUCCAAGUUCUUCGAGCACUUCAUCUUCAUCAGCGAUGCCAUGACCUUCCGGACAGGCCAAAAGGAUGAACAGUCGCUUUGGAAUGAAGAGGACGGAUUCUACUAUGAUGCCAUCUCCUGGGGUGGCCCGUGGCUUCAGCAGCUGCCUGUACGAUCAUUAGUCGGCCUCAUUCCUCUGUAUGCAACCGCAACUCUUGAACCUGAGCUUAUCAAUAAGCUGCCCUCAUUCAAGAAGAGAGUUGAUUGGUUCAUACAAAAUCGCUGCGAUUUGGCGGAGAGGAACAUGGCCAGCAUCCAGAAAAGAGGAAAGGGUAAUCGUAUUCUCCUGUCAAUCGUCAGCAAAGAGAGGCUAGAGAAGAUUCUGGUGCGAAUGCUGGAUGAGGAUGAGUUUUUCAGUGACCACGGUAUUCGUUCAUUAUCCAAAUUCCACAAAGAGAAUCCCUACUCCAUGGAAGUCAAGGGUCAAGAGUUCAAAGUUGGCUACGUUCCCGGAGACUCUGACACUGGACUGUUUGGCGGCAAUAGUAACUGGAGAGGACCGAUCUGGCUCUGCGUCAACUUUUUGCUGAUUGAGUCGCUGCAGCGAUUCUAUCUCUUCUACGGGCCCGAUUUCAAGGUUGAAUGCCCUACUGGCAGUGGUGUUGAAAUGCACCUGGGUAAAGUCUCGGAAGAACUCCAGCAUCGACUGCAGCAUCUCUUUGCCCGCGAUGACUACGGAAGGCGCAGCAUCAAUGCUGGAGAUGAUCGCCUCGACUACGACGAGCACUGGAAAGACUACCUUUGGUUCCACGAGUUCUUUGACGGCGACACCGGCAGAGGUCUCGGUGCUACUCACCAAACUGGAUGGACCGGUCUCAUUGCUCGGUUGAUUCAUGACACAGGCGUCAGCUGCCGUCUGCCUCAAACUCCUCGAACACCAUCAGUCGCCAUGGCACACUACUUUGACGAUAUUUUCCAGAGGCAUAUAGACACCGGCGUCCCUCACCCAGGAGGCAGACGCCACCUCAGACGAUCAUCAACAGCCCGCUCCAUCACUGCCCGAAGCGAUUUUGAAUCGUCUGUGAAUGGUGACGACGACGCUCGAUCCGUGACCAACUCGGUUUAUCACGAUGAUCCUGAAAGGGUCAAAGAGAAGCAGGAAGCUGAUUCUCACAUGCACCGGUACAUCUCCGACCAGCUUCGCAGAUACACCGGCGUUAACGAGGAUGACUCUGGAGGCGAUGAAUAUGAAACUAGGGCAUAG
Molecule: messenger RNA, 3072 nt
Organism: Trichoderma gamsii
Lineage: Eukaryota; Fungi; Ascomycota; Sordariomycetes; Hypocreales; Hypocreaceae
Exons: 8
Coding region: 1-3072 (1023 amino acids)
Biological process (GO): protein N-linked glycosylation; oligosaccharide metabolic process
Cellular component (GO): endoplasmic reticulum membrane
Molecular function (GO): Glc3Man9GlcNAc2 oligosaccharide glucosidase activity
Source: RefSeq, a predicted model, not a curated record